This is a messenger RNA of Desarmillaria tabescens, 1165 nucleotides long. RefSeq lists its product as uncharacterized. The transcript is spliced from 2 exons. Bases 47 to 937 code for a protein of 296 amino acids. Lineage: Eukaryota; Fungi; Basidiomycota; Agaricomycetes; Agaricales; Physalacriaceae. The record is from RefSeq and is a predicted model, not a curated record.
GAAAAAGUUUUUUACUUAGAGAUCUCAAUUCUCACCUCCUUGUAUUAUGGAACCCCCAUCACUGGAAUCGCGCCAACAUAUCCCUCAGGAACUCGUUGACUAUAUCUUUGGAUAUCUACAUGAAGAUAUCUCAACAUUACGGACAUGUUCAAUCGUGUCGCAUUCAUUCCUGUUUUCUGCUCUGCCGCACAUCUAUCACCAAAUAAUACUUGUUCAUUCUCUCGAAGUGAACCGGUUCUGGAAAUACCAUCCUGGAAGGUUGUAUCAAUGUGACAAAUUUUCCAAUCUACUACUUGCCAAUCCCGUUAUCGCUCGUUCCGUCAGGACGUUAGGCAUAUAUUCAGACACUCACGGACUUGAACUUCUGUGCCGAAGUCCUUCACUCCCCUCCAUAUUAAUCUCGCUUUCGAAUCUUACGCGCAUCGGUAUGGUUAACAGACAUUCCGUGUCUGAUUGGAUGCGCUUUCCCGAAAAUUUACGGUCUGCACUCCUUUCAGUGUUCCAAUCUCCUGCCCUCACAACGUUGCAUCUCGACGGAGUGGAGAACGUACCAGACAGCGAUGCCCAACGUAUACUCGAUAGAGGGUCUUCAAGUUCUUUGAGACAUCUAUCGCUGAAGUGGGUCAAUGUACCGCUCCGUCCGCCUAUGAGGCAGUCUCAGGAGAAGUUACCAGUGCUGGAGUCGCUGACCUUAGCGGGUGACAAGGGAAAUCUCAUUCUCAACCAUCUUAUGUUGCCAAAUACAUUCUUCGACAUGCGUCCUAUCCGAAAGUUAUCGAUACAGGUGUCUGAAGCUUAUCCCAGGCUUCCUGACAUCGAGAACGCUCUUGAUGAACUGAAGGAAUCCCUAGAGCAUCUUAUAUUUGAUGUGAGCACGGUCGAUUAUCGCGGCGAGUAUGUUUUUCUUGUAUCAAACCCUGGACUGAUCUUCAGCUAGGAGCAUCGCAAUUUUGUCUCAGCGAUUAUAGGCGCCUGAAGUACUUUCAUAUGGUCAUCAGUUCCUUCGGCAGGCAGCUUUUCACGCCAGUCCCCUGUGAGAGUCUGCACACUUUCAUUAUAGAGUUGGUAUCCAGCAAACCUGGCAUACAACCUUGGAGGCAGGCCAUUGAUACCUAUUUGUGCACUAGUCAGACUUCUGCACUGCAGCAGGUGAAAGUUAAGCUCC